AUGCUCAGUUCGGUGUGUGUCUCCUCUUUCAAAGGACGCAAGGGUGGGAACAAGUCGCCCAACAAAGCAUGUUACAGUGCAGACAUGACUUGUCCGUCAGACAGCGAGAAAAUCGUAAUAAACUGUGGAGGGGUGCGACACGAGACUUACCGCAGCACCCUCAAGACGUUGCCCGGUACCCGCUUAUCUUGGCUUACCGAUCCGGACGCGUUUAGCAACUUCGACUACGACCCCAAAAUCGACGAGUUCUUCUUCGACCGCCACCCCGGCACAUUCACAUUCAUCCUCAACUACUACCGCACAGGCAAGCUUCACUGUCCCAACGAUGUGUGCGGACCACUGUUCGAGGAGGAACUCGCCUUCUGGGGCAUCGACGAGACGGACGUGGAGGCGUGCUGCUGGAUGAACUACCGUCAACACAGGGAUGCCGAAGAGGCGCUGGACAGCUUCGAGCAGCCCGAGCCAGAGGAGCCGGAAGACGACCUGGAGCUGACUGCGGACGGAGAGCUCAAGAGGCUGUGCCUGCAUGAAGACGGGCGCAAGAGGAGCUGGUGGAGUGUGUGGCAACCCUAUUUCUGGAAUCUUUUUGAGGAUCCAUAUUCUUCCAAGAAUGCCAAGGUGAGUCCUCUCUCUCUCUCUCUCUCUCUCUCUCUCUCUCUCUCUCUCUCUCUCUCUCUCUCUCGUUGUGACAUUUCCUCUUGAAAAAAUGUUGCCGUCCCACAAAAGUCUAUUGCAAGUGCACUGGAAUGUUAAACUGGAUUUAGAAGAGGGAGAUCCCGCAUAGCCUACUGCUUAUUUAGGCUAUAUAUUGAAUAUCCCUGACAUAUUUUAUAAUGGACGUCAUGUGUACAGACUGCAGUCUAUGAAAGUUGGCUGCUAUGUCCAAAGUUAAUACGAUGAUGAGGGAGGGUGUGUUGGAAUGGUGUUCAUUGUGUUCUUGUCAGAAUGAUGGUGAUGUUCGCUUUGAUAGUCAAGGAAAAUUAGUUGGAAGAAAAAGAACAGUGACUGUCAUAAACAUCGGUUAGGGAUUUCCAAAAAGCAGCCAACUCAGACCAGUGCUGGUGUGCCUAGAAAUGAUGUUGCCGAUUGGAAAUGGACUGUUGUGGCCUAUGGUGUGUUAUUUUCUCUAUUUUUAUAAAUUAUUUAAUUUAGCUCCAUAGUACGCUAUUACAGUUGUGUGGGGAGACCCUCUCCCAUGUACCUCGUCCCUCUCUCCUUCUCCAUUUUUACGCAUUAUUUCCCGGUUACCACUGCGUCUCGAGCGUACUGCAUACGACCCCCCCCCCCCCCCCCCCCCCCCCCCCCCCCCCCACACACACACACACACACACACGCUUUCCCACGCUUGAUUAAAUUGUCGUUCUUUGUGGACCUCUAGCGCCCGUUGUCAUCGAGCGCAUCAUUCAAUCUCGAUUAGCGCAUUAUCUCUUCUCGCUCACUCUCUCGUCUUCCGCACUGUCCACUCCCCCGUUGCGCAUCUCUCUCUUUCUCCUUGCCUUUCACUCUCUCUCGUUGCCUUUCACUCUCUCCAUCUCACUUUCACCCCUUCUCUUUACCUCCUCUCAAUUUAUCUCUUCACACCAAUAACUUUUGGGUUUUAACAAGCCUUCUCGUGCUGCUUCCCUCUCCAGUCUAUAGGCUACCCGCGUUUUGCGCACCCUGGCUGUGAUUUUCGCGCAUUUUAAGCAGCUAGUUUUGUAAACUAGUCCAGUGUCCACUUAUCUAACUCAAAUAAGGUUAAAACCUAAAGAAGUUAAUCGUUAAUGAAUGGAACCUUUGUAAUGUUUGUGCCCUCCACAGAAAUUACUUAAUUAACUCACUUUUCAUUCUAAUCUAGACCUAA
Molecule: messenger RNA, 1843 nt
Organism: Coregonus sp. 'balchen'
Lineage: Eukaryota; Metazoa; Chordata; Actinopteri; Salmoniformes; Salmonidae
Source: the annotation of a GenBank genome assembly